This is a messenger RNA of Diachasmimorpha longicaudata, 2203 nucleotides long. RefSeq lists its product as uncharacterized. The coding region runs from base 16 to 1653 and encodes 545 amino acids. NCBI's taxonomy places the organism in Eukaryota, Metazoa, Arthropoda, Insecta, Hymenoptera, Braconidae. The transcript is spliced from 6 exons. The record is from RefSeq and is a predicted model, not a curated record.
UUUUCAUAACCUAAAAUGUCGGAAACCUCACAUCCAUCUCGCGAUCCAAAAAAUCUCAGCGAACCAUUCGCAGUCAUCGAAUUUCUCGAGAAAAACGAAAAAGGGCUACCAUGCAUUGAUUUGGUGCCGAAAAAAUGGUUUAAUAGUGCAGAAGAAGACACCUGUAAAUUCCCACCGACAACUGAAUAUCAUCUACUUGACGACUACUUGGAAAAAUUGCACUCGCCCAAGGACUCUUGGCAAAGUUAUCCAUUUUGCUUCAUCACCGGAGCAGCUGAUUUGGAUCAGGGUCGCAGAAGAUUAAAAAAGGCCCAAGUAACUCUCAACUGUGAGACAACCGAUGGUGAAAAUGAUCGAAAGGGGGGGAGGUCCGAAACUUCCUCGAAAGCAAAAAUUUCAGCAAAACCCUUAACUGCAUCAAAGUCUCAACUAAACAACAUCUUUAGUACUAAAAUCCCGAUUCCACCUAGAAAUCAAACUCCAAAGUCUGGUAUACAAGCAAAACCAAAGACAAGAUUUCAAAGCAUUUACCAGAGUGGAUCUGACUCUGAAGACGAAAAUCAUGAUUGUCUUAUAGCUAAUCCUGAGGAGAUUCGAGCCUCAAAGGCUCAAAAUAAUUCUGGCUUUUUGCAAAUGUCGAGUAAAUCGCGAUCUGUACCAACAGGUGCAUGUUUAUCAUUUAAACAGCGGUCAAGGAAGAAUAUUACUUUGCUUAAAGACGUCGAAACUGAUGAAUCUGAGAGCAAUGAUUCCUCCGAUGGAAUUCUGCAGUCACCUACAAAAUCGAUGGACUCAGCGAGAAAUACAAGAAAAGAACUUCAUUUGACACCUCCUUCACCACUAGUCCAUAACGCUUCAGGUAACCGAAAAAGGCGUGCAUCGUCUACUACACGCGCUGAAGACGGAUUGAAUUCGAUUGUGAGCCCAGGAACUCCAAAAACUUCACGAUCAAUGAUGGUACACCCUGCUAAGAUGCCAAAAAUGCUGGGACCACAAAACCAGUUGUCAUCUAGUCAUUAUGCUGAUAAUGAACGUCGAAUCCUGAACUCCCUUCGAGAUUACUUUGAUCAGCAAUUAGAUGAAAAGCUCGAAAAUUUAAGACGCAGGAUGGCUUACGAUUUAAAGCAGUCUAUGAAUGAGCUCAAGACCACAAUCAUUGGCACUAAUCUAGCCCCAGCUUCUGGUCCUAGCUUGCUUGAAAUACAGAAGCAGAUGUCUACGCCACUACCAUUUGAAAUGGAUGAUAAGUUCCAGGAAUACGAAGCGAUAUUGACAACGGACCCAAAUCUCGUAGAAACACUGCGAUUAUUCAUGAGAGUUUUGAUAAGCAAUAAAAAAGAGAUGAAAAUAUGUGUUUCCACUAUCCUAUCUGCGGUUCUGAGGAAGACAGUGUCACUGCACUAUUCUGGUUACGGAAAGGAAGCUGGCGGAAAGAAAAAGAAAAAUUUUUAUAACACUACAGUAUGCAAAGUGCUGAUUGAUGUGAUAAUUGAGGUAAUAGGAUCCAGCACUGAUGAGAAGAAGAUAAUGUCAGAAGUAAGUACUUGGUUGUCACGUUCUGGCGAUCGAGAGGGUGGGGGUAAGGAACGACAACGCGGGUCAAGUCAUCAUAACGAGAAUAAUUCAGUUUGUUCCUUUGAUACCAAUCGAUAAUACUUCAUUUUUCCGGGAUAAAUGGAAUUGUAAAAUCACUGUGUUAAUAUGACUCCAUUAAUUCAUUUUCGUAAUUGUAUUAGUUGUGAUAUUCUUGAUAAAAGGUACGAUUAAUAGGAAAAGUUUAUAUUAUCAAUAUAUUUUUAUCGCGAGGCGUUUCAUUGGGCAGAAUAUAUAUUAAUAUAUGAAUAUUGUUUAGUAUUCGGCUGUCAUUGAAGUAUUAAUUAUAUUUAUUAUAUUUCUCCUGGCGAGGUCGGAAAUCCAGAAGAUGGAAAUAACAAUUGGAAAAUGUGAUGUAUCUUAGCAUAAUAAAGUAUUUUCUAUGUCAUUUCCUCAUAAGUUAGAUCACGGGAAUAAAUAUCCGUUGUUGGUUCAGGGAUUAAAUAUUAUGUCCAAAAGUUUAAAGGGAAAAAUAAUAAGUGGAUUUUUAAUUUUUAAGAAAAAUUCUAAUGAAAGUAAUUUCAGCCAUUGAGAGCUGUUUUCAGUAUUUGGUGAUUCAAGUCAAAUAAUAUUUAUAAGGUUGAAGUUUCACAAUCGGACUGCGUCCAUA